UUUUUUUUUUUUUAAUAGUAGAGAAUAGUUUAUUCAGGGCAGAGGGAAGGGAGUUGAGAGGGUAGGAGAGAGAGAAAGAGGGAGGGGAGUAUAGGCUGGCUAUGAGCUUGUGGAGAGAGGUUGGGAGGGAAAUGGGGAGAGAGGGGGAGCAGGAGGAGAGGACAGGGCAAGAGUGGAAGUAAAAUUCCCUGACACACACUUUACUGGAUGUCUUUUGGAUGGUAAGAGCUCGUGCUGAAGAGCAUCUGCAAACUGCAGAAGGACCUUAUUGUUUCUGGUGUUUAGUGUGUGACGAGUAAUUUAUUCCUGGUGCUUUCCAUGUUGUUGAUUGUUAAAACCUUCUAACCUCGGUCUCUUCUCAGGGUUUUCCUUGGGAUUGUAGCUCAGUAGCUGUGUUCUCUGUCUGUUUAUGAAUUCGCUGUCAUUUGCAGAUUGUUUCUGCAUUGCUCUGGAUUUGCGUUGUCCUGGUUUGGAGAGUGGAUGGAGGUCAGUUGUAACUAAGGAUGGUUGUUUCUCUGCUCAGUUCAUCACUUAUUCUCUUUGUAUUAGUACAAAUUUUGCCUUAAGGUUUUUUUUUUUUCCCCCAGAUCUGAGGACAGAACCCAGGGCUUGCUAGGGGAGCACUCUACCACUGAGCUAAAUCCCCAACCCCAAGGUUGUUUUUUCUUGUAUUAUCAUGACAGAUAGUCAUGAUAGUCAGAAUAGUAUUGGCCCCUCCCUCCACCCCCUCCUAAGGCUUUGGCCUCUCAAGCGCUGGCUAGUUAAGCAGGCCUCAGCUUUCUCAUAAUUCAGAGGGCUGGGUUUACUUGGUACCUUUGUGAAGAGUCUCUUCUAUGUCUCCUUCAAUUUCAAGUAAGGGCCUAGCCUUGAAAGGGAGUAGCAUCAGUGUGAGCAUGGCACCAGCAAAGCUACUGCAGGUCUGCCCUGUAGACCUUCAGAGACUCCUAGGCCCAAGCUGAGCACAGGGAGAGUAGAUCAGCACAGUCUGUGAAACAGAGGCAGUUGUACUGCUUGCAGAAACGGAAGUGGAGUCAGGGAGAUAGGAAAGCCCAUCGUUGGAGAGAGUGUGUCAGUGGGGGGCGGGGGGGGGGGGGAACUGCCUCUGAGCACCUGGUAACGGGAACUAACUUUCAGAGCCUCGCUGCCUUCUGGGGCAGAGUCAUGAGAUGAAUAUACAUUUUUAAAAAUUUUAAACAUUUAAAAAUUAUUUCACAGUUUUAUUAUUUAUUUUGAUUAUGCUCCUUCUAAGUCUCCUUCCUACUUUCAUGUCUUUUUGGGGUUUGCAUGAGCAUGAGUGAGGGAUUUACUUGAUUAAGGCAGUGACACAGUGGCUCCAGCCCGGCAACCAUUAACUCCUGUUGCUUCUCAGGAGUGAGACCACAUGGACUCCCUAUCAUGGAUGCUUAGUAUGCCUAGACUUGUGGGAAUCUUUUUUUUUUUUUUUUGUUAGCACUUUCCAGACUUUAUUACUCUUCCUCAAUAUUUAAUUUUAGAAAUUUAUUUUAUUGUGUGUGCCUGUAUGUUUAUAUGUCUGUAUACUCAGGCUUGUGUGUCAGAGGAAACCUUUUAGGAAUUUGGUCCUCUCCUGCUAAUCCCAGGAUUGAGUUCCGGCCUUCAGGCUUGUGUGGCACAAGCAGUUUUACCACCAAGUCACCUUUAGGUUUAGACUCGGUAUAUCCUUACCGCCCUAUGGUCUGAAGGAUGGAAACACAGCAUGGCUCCACACAAAUAUAAGGCAGCAGUUCAUUUUUUGUGAUUCAUUUUUGUUUUAUGUGCAUUGAUGUUUUGCCUGGAUAUAUGAAUUCCCUGUACCUGGAAUUACAAACGGUUUCGAGCUGCCAUGUGGGUGCUGGGAAUUGAACCUGGGUCCUCUGGAGGAGCAGCCAGUGCUCUUAACCUCAUGAGCCAUCUCUCCAGCACCGGCAACUAAUUUUUAAAAAUAGUUCUUACGCGGCUGGAGAAGGCUCAGCAGCCAACUCUGCUUUUCCAGAGGUUCUGGGUUUACUUCCCCGCACCCACAUGGCAGCUAACAGUAGUGUGGACCAUCAACCCCAGGGAUUCUCUUCUGGCAUGUGUAGGCAUAAGCACAGUGCACAGACAUCCAGGUAAAAUACCAUAUACAUAAAAUAAAAACAUACCUCAAGUAAAACCAGGUGUACAGAUGGCUAUGUAAAGGAUUUGUCAAGUAAAAGAAAGUUUUUGUUGGAAUCUAGGAAGUGCUAUAUUCCUAACUUACUGUGUCACCAAGGUUAAGGGCCUCAUGCUAGGUUUGUAAUGAAAUCAGGAGCGGCGUCUCACAGUCACAUCUUCUGUGGCUGCUGUUAUUAGGAAUCAUCUUUGGUUUCCCUUGUGGGUUUUUUUGGUUGGUUUCUGGUCACAGUGUGUUCAAGUAUAGAGACACAAAAGAGAUUAAUUCUAUCUUGGAAGAUACGUUUGGGAGGAGUUUGUGGUCCAGAGUGAAAAAAUGAGUUAUUGGGCUGGGUGUGGUGACACACAUCUUUAAUUCCAGCACUCUGGAGGGGAAUCUCUGUGAGUUUGAGGCCAGCCUGGUCGUCUAUAGACUUCAGGACAGACAAGGCCUUUCUCUCUCCCCUCCUCCCCCUCCCCCUUCUCUCUCCCUCCCAGAGAGGGGGGAGGAGAAAAGAGAGAGAAAAACAAAACAAACAAGCUAGUGAGUUACGUAGGUGAGAGAUGAACUGUCCCGUGAUGUUUUAAGGAAAGAAAACAGCGUGAGAAGGUGUGGGAGAGAAGGCAGACCAUCAGAACUUAGUACGUUGAGAGGAUAGCCUGUCUAAAAGGGAGAAUGUGGGAAUUCUUCCUAAGAGAGACAGUGGGGUGCAUUUGAGAGUCUUCAAACAUUGGUGGCUUGGAAGAUGACUGGUCCUGUUGUUCCUGGAGCUCGACUGUGAAGGCCUGUGGUGUGGGCGGGAGUGGGAGAUGGCAGUCUCCAGGCCUAGAUAAAGUAGACAUGGGGCCACGGAGUUGCCGAGUCCACUUUUAGAUAUCGUGCACAUUUGGUGACAAUUCAGUGGAAACUGUCUGGGGAGAUUGGAGAAUGUACAGGUUGGGUUACAGUUCAUAUAUGGUUAUUAAUAGUGCCCCAUAGGGUAUAGACGUGUUUGAUGAAUGAUACAGGUUCUGUAGGUAUCCUCAAUACAUAAGAAUAGUGUGGGUAAGGAUAAUCCCAUGAAAGACCUACAGUUGCAGAGAAUUACAUACAUAAAAGCAGUUAAAGAAUAAACAGUGUCUGACCCCACUGCUUUGGAGAAUGGACAAGACUUACAUCCCCCUAAAUUUUGUGUAGAAACUAAAAUAAGCACAUACUUUCUCUGUAAAGAAGCAUCCUUUAUGGUGUGAGUAGAGACAGAGUUAUAGGCCAUGCCAGAGGCUGAGUUAGAGGCUCGGAGGCGGAAGGAUCUGAUUGUAGCACUGUCGAGUGCAGCACGUGGAAGACAGAUUAACAGGGAUACAGAUAAACCCGAAGGAAAACAGUCGGUUGACGGACUUUUUAAAAAGUUUUUGCAAUUAUAUUUUCAUUUGUCCAUUUUGUAUUUGUAGCGUUCUGCAUAUGCCAUGGUUUGUGUGUAGUUGGAAGUUUGAGAGGAAGUUCUAGGAAUUUGUUCUCUCCUUCCACUAUGUGGGCCCUGAGGGUUGAACUCAGGUAGUCAACUUUAAUGGUAGGUGCCUUUGUCUGUUCAGCCAUCAAGCCGGGCCCUAGGUUGAUGAACUUUAAAAACAAAAACUGUUGGUAUAGAAAUACAAAUGGAGGGCUGGAGAGAUGGCUCAGAGGUUAAGAGCACCGACUGCUCUUCCAGAGGUCCUGAGUUCAAUUCCCAGCAACCACAUGGUGGCUCACAGCCAUCUGUAAUGAGAUCUGAUGCCCUCUUCUGGCCUGCAGGCAGACAUGCAGGCACAACACUGUAUACAUAAUAAAUACAUAUUAAAAAAAAAAAAGAAAUACAAAUGGAGACUGAUGGAGGAAUAGGUUUCUGCAGGGUUGGUUGUACGGCUGCUGUUUGUGGGAACCAGGGAGCCAAGUGGUGGGGUGGAGUGGGGCAUAGUGUGGUAACGGUGACGGUAAAAGCAGAUUGGAUUUUUUCAACCAUUUUAUAGAUGAAAUUAAAGUUUAGAAAGGCAUGAGGAGCACUGUUGCGAAGCAGGACAGGAAAGCUGGUAAAAAUUAACUAACAAAUGACAGUUGGGUGAGGAGGCCUUCUCUGUCAUUCAGAAGACUGAGUGAAAGGAACCACCUAACUGUACAAAAGAUAUAACGUUUCUGACGCUCCUCCUGUUUGAACAUCCUUACUUCACCCCCUCUCCCCUCAACAGGGUUUUCUAUAUAACAGGCCUAGAAACUUGCCCUGUAGACCAGGCUGCCCUUGAACCCACUGAGAUCUGCCUGCCUCUGCUUCCCAAGUUAAAGGCAGCCAUCACGGUGCCGAGCUGUUUCGGGGAUUUUUAAAAGGUAACCAGGCCUAGCAAUGGUAAUGUUAUAGAAGGGAAGGCAUGUAGGCCUCCCAAGGAGUGACACUGACAGUGGGUAUAAAAUUCUUCCGGAAUCGCUCACUGUUUCCGGAACUAAACAAACGUGAUGGUUUGGAGAGAACAUGGACAUCCUUCCUGCAUCACUGCGACAGGCUGUGCGGCUCCACUGCCUUAACAUGGUGUUUACCUCAGGUUUUAUCUAGACAUAGUAAAGUAAGAACUUAAAGAGACUCUCUUUGCAAUAAUGGUGGUUCAAGCACAAUCUCAUUCUGAAACAUCCAGUCAAAAAGCGUAGCGUGCUUGGGGUGUGGAGUGAGCUUCCACUUACAGUAGCACGCUGAUUAAAGCACAUGGCGACACUGAUGAUGCUCGGGGCAAGAAAGUGGGCUUAAAAUUGUGGAAGCAGCAGUAAGGCGGACAGCCUGUGCCUCGUUGGGUCCUUCAGUAAGUGUGCAUCAAGGGGAGAAGGGCUGUGUUAGCCGGUGGGAACAGGCUCCCAGGGUCCCCACAUGCCAUGCCUGACUCGCCUGGGCUUUGCGUGGAUUAUUUAAUUAAUUCUCCACAAGUAGAAAUACUUAUCCCCAUUUUAUAGAUGAGGAAAUAGAGGCUUUAGAGAGUAUGGGCAGUUUCCUGAAGAGCCCAUGGUUUUUGAAAGUGAAGUGUUUCUAAGUCCCAUGCAGAGAUGUUUCUCUUUUGAAAUGAGGGGAGCCUUUACUAAAACAGUUUCCCUGUAGCCCCUGCGCUGGGCCCUGUAAUUUACCUCAGAAUUCUCAAGGUAAGUUUUAUUAUUCUAGCAGUUUAAUUUUAUUAUGUCUAUGGGAUGAGGAUAUAUGCUUAAAUUAGGAAAAUCCCUUAACACUGGGAGAGAACUUUCCUACUUUUAUUUUUUCCUUACGUUUUUUUCAUAUUUUAACUCUAUUGCUGUAGUCAGCAUUUUAAACCAUUGUUUUGUUUCUAGGAAAUAUGCGUGCAUGUGUGCAUGCUUACCCUCCCACCCCCGACAUUAUUGAGGUCUGCUUUGAAAUUCUGACAUCUUAUAGGUUUCCAGUGAUAACAGUUUUAAUUUUAGUAUGUGGACUUUUUAUUACAAAUGUAUAUUGUAAUUAAAAAAAUAGAGUGAAAAUACUUUUUAAGAACAGACAAAAGAGCCUUUCCCACGAAGUGAGAACACCGGGGUUACUCAGUGGAGAUACUAAGUUGCUGGUGUGGUUUAAGGCAGCUCGCUAUAUUUACCGUGUCUUUUGCCUUUGCUGUGCUCUUUUCACUCUGGCCUGUAAGUUCUUCUCCUACCUAACUUGGUUCCAACAACCAUCUUUUAAUUAAAUUGAAGUUGCACUUAAAUUUCUGAUGUAGGUGGCGUUGCCAGUCCUUCCUAAAAGGACAAGAAUAUCCUCUCUGCACGGUACCUGGGUGUUGCUGUUCACUGUGUUCUGUGAAGGAGGAGGGGAAAGUGAGGUGUAAAGAAGUCUUUCUGAGAACAUUAGGGACCGAUGUUAAAUUUGAUUAAAAACAAUCAGGAAAUUAUAACAUUUUAAUCAUUGAGUUGAGGUUUUGGCUUAAUAUUUCAUUCUUAAGUGACAGAAAUGAUUCACUGAGCCAUAUUUUUUAGGGCCAAUCAAAUAGAAGCAGCCAGGGGUUGCAUAUCUGUUCAUUGCAGAUUGAAACAUUGUAAUUUAGGCUUCUCAAAUUAUUUAGUAUAUUGAGUUUAGCUGUUAGCAUUUCAUGUUUGUGUUGUAAUUUGUUCAAUUUGAAACCUUUUAAUAAAACCCGGGUAGUUCUACCUUAAAAAAAAAAGGACACCCCUCUGCUUAAAGGAAGUGGUGCUUCCUGCUUUCAUAAACAGUCAUGUGCAUAGCUUAGCAAGGCCUGUGCUCUGGAGCGCCGUCCCUUUACAGCACCAUUGAAUCCCAGCCCGAACAGAAGUACUGUGAAUCCUGUGGCCUCAUUCUGAACAAAAGGGAUUAGGGAAGAAAAAUCUCUUGAUAUAAGGCUUGUAAGCAAGGGCGGGCAAUCUUGGUUGUGAAUAUUUUCUGAUUUUUCCAGAAAUCAAGCAGAAGAUUGAGCUGCUGAUGUCAGUUAACUCUGAGAAGUCGUCCUCUUCAGAAAGGUACAGCUACAUCUCUUGCAUGAACAAUUAAUGGGGCAACAUUGCCAAGAAACAAACAGGACUUACCUUUCCCUUGUCAAGUUUGCUAUGGAACGUGUUGUACUGCAUGCUGGCGUUGUGCUGGAUUGAAGAUGUGUAUUUGGGCAAGCCGUUCUGCUUUGCGAGGGGAAAUUGAUUUUUUUAGAAAAACAGUCAGUCUAAUCAGCUGCAGCAUGCGCACCAUAACACAGCAGAUCGCUGGCUCAAGUGUGGCAGCUGCUGAAAGCUUAAAAAAUAAUUUAACCAAAAAAAAAAAAAAUCUUGCUUUUUAAAGGACGUAAUGAGAUUUUUGUUCUUGUAUUCUGAGGUUGCUGGUAUAUAGAAUUCCCAAGGUUAUUUGUAAAUAUCUAGCUUAAACAGUUGAUUUUUUUCCCUGUAAUAAGUCUAUAUAUAUUUUUAAUGAACAAAGGGAGUGCCAUUUGUACGUAGCUUAGGAAUGCAAACCCACAGAUUAGUCACAUCUGAAAAAGAGAUCUGAUGUUUCUUCAAGUGUCUGCCAGGGAAGAGUCCCUGCAUGCAGUGAUGGUUCACGCCUGCAGGCCGGAGCCUCAACAGAAAGCUCCUUUAGUUCCUCCUCCUCCACCACCGCCACCGCCACCACCACUGCCAGACCCCGUGCCUCCAGAGCCAGAGGAGGAGAUUCUGGGGUCAGAUGAUGAGGAGCAGGAGGACCCCGCGGAUUACUGCAAAGGUGGCUAUCAUCCAGUGAAAAUCGGAGACCUCUUCAAUGGUCGCUAUCAUGUCAUUAGGAAGCUAGGAUGGGGGCACUUUUCCACCGUCUGGCUAUGCUGGGAUAUGCAAGGGAAGAGGUUUGUCGCCAUGAAAGUUGUAAAAAGUGCACAGCAUUAUACAGAGACAGCCUUGGAUGAAAUUAAAUUGCUCAAAUGUGUUCGAGAAAGUGACCCCAGUGACCCAAACAAAGACAUGGUAGUCCAGCUAAUCGAUGACUUCAAGAUCUCAGGCAUGAAUGGGAUACAUGUCUGCAUGGUCUUCGAAGUACUUGGUCACCAUCUCCUCAAAUGGAUCAUCAAGUCCAACUAUCAAGGCCUCCCAGUCCGCUGUGUGAAGAGUAUCAUUCGACAGGUCCUUCAGGGCUUAGACUAUCUACACAGCAAGUGCAAGAUAAUCCACACUGAUAUCAAGCCGGAGAACAUCCUGAUGUGUGUGGACGGCGCGUACGUGCGGAGAAUGGCGGCCGAGGCUACGGAGUGGCAGAAAGCAGGUGCUCCUCCUCCUUCUGGGUCUGCAGUGAGUACGGCUCCACAGCAGAAACCUAUAGGAAAAAUAUCUAAAAACAAAAAGAAAAAGCUAAAAAAGAAACAGAAGAGGCAGGCUGAGUUGCUGGAGAAGCGCCUGCAGGAGAUUGAGGAAUUGGAGAGAGAAGCCGAAAGGAAAAUCCUAGAAGAGAACACCACCUCUGCAGAAGCUUCCAGUGAGCAAGAUGGAGAAUGCCAGCCUGAGGUGAAACUGAAAGAGGCCGAGUUAGAGGACACAACUGAGGAAGAGACAGCAAAGGACAAUGGUGAAGUUGAAGACCAGGAAGAGAAAGAAGACACAGAGAAGGAAAACACUGAGAAGGAUGAAGAUGAUGUUGAACAGGAACUUGAGAACAUAGACCCUACGUGGAUGGAGUCCCCUAAGGCCAACGGCCAUAUUGAAAAUGGCCUGUUUUUACUGGAGCAGCAGCUGGAGGAUGAAGAGGAUGAGGAAGAUGACUGUGCAAACCCCGAGGAGUAUAACCUGGAUGAACCAAAUGCGGAGAGUGAUUAUACGUAUAGCAGCUCCUAUGAACAAUUCAAUGGUGAAUUGCCAAACGGACAGCCUAAGAGUCCAGAGUUUCCCACACCGCUGUUUUCUGGGCCCUUAGAACCUGUGGCCUCUGACUCUGUGCUGUCAGAGGGAUCACCACUCACCGAGCCAGAGGAAAGCAGUCCAUCCCGUGACAGAAGCAGGACAGUUUCAGCCUCCAGUACUGGAGACUUGCCAAAAACAAAAACCCGGGCAGCUGACCUGUUGGUGAACCCUCUGGAUCCACAGAAUGCAGAUAAAAUUAGAGUAAAAAUUGCUGACCUGGGAAAUGCUUGUUGGGUGCAUAAACAUUUCACAGAGGAUAUCCAAACACGUCAGUAUAGGUCCAUAGAGGUUUUGAUAGGAGCAGGCUACAGUACACCUGCAGACAUUUGGAGUACAGCAUGCAUGGCAUUUGAGCUGGCAACAGGAGACUAUUUGUUCGAACCGCAUUCUGGGGAAGACUAUUCCAGAGAUGAAGACCACAUAGCCCACAUCAUAGAGCUGCUAGGCAGUAUCCCAAGGCACUUUGCUCUGUCUGGAAAAUACUCCCGGGAGUUCUUCAACCGCAGAGAUCACAUAGCAUUGAUCAUUGAACUGCUGGGGAAAGUCCCUCGAAAAUACGCUAUGUUGGGGAAAUAUUCCAAGGAGUUUUUCACCAGAAAAGGAGAACUGCGGCACAUCACCAAGCUGAAGCCCUGGAGCCUCUUUGAUGUUCUUGUGGAAAAGUAUGGCUGGCCCCAUGAAGAUGCUGCACAGUUUACAGAUUUCCUGAUCCCAAUGUUAGAGAUGGUUCCAGAAAAACGAGCCUCAGCUGGCGAAUGCCUUCGGCAUCCUUGGUUGAAUUCUUAGCAGAUUCUACAAAUAUAGCAUUCUGAGCUAGCAAAUUUUUCCCAGUACAUUGGACCUAAACAGUGGCUCUCAUUCUUUAACAGGAUUACAAGUGAGCGGGCUCCACCCAGACCUUUGUUUUGCUUUGAGGUACUGUUGUUUGACACUUCGCUUCCUGUGCACCACGGUCCUGGGGAAGGGUGGUCUUUGUCUUCAGCUAAGUAGUUUACUCGCCAUUUUCUUCUGGAAACAAUAACAUGUCUCUAAGCAUUGUUUCUUGUGUUGUGUGACAUUCAAAUGUCAUUUUUUUUUUGAACGAAAAAUACUUUCCCCUUUGUGUUUUGGCAGGUUCGUUAACUAUUUAUGAAGACACAUUUUAGCUGAGUAUUCUAUAAUUUACACUCUUAAGAAAUUAUCAGUUGGAACCAAGAAAGAGCAAGGGAAUGUACAAUGUUCUCUUCUGGCGAGGGGAAGUCAGUCCCCCUGUAUUAUAUGUAUGUAACCAUUCAUCUGCACAGAUAGGGCGAGGAGUCCCGCGCGGAAAGCCGCCCGCCCUGAGCUUCUUAGCCUCCACUGCAUGUUUCGGGUUUCCCACUGCUUCAAGAAGUUGCACAAACUUUUCAUCCCGUAGCAGUCCGAGUGGCUCUGGAUUAGGUGCCAUGCCCUCUGUGGCCCAGCAAGAGAGAAAAACAUUAAAAUUGACACUAUAAUCUAGCAGUUCCAUUUGUAUUUUGCAUAUUUUUAAAACUAUGUUUAAAAACAUGUGAUGGCCCAGUACCAUCUAGUGUUGCCUCUUCCCAGCACUGUAAGUUAAAUGCGUUGUUUAAAUUGGACAAGAGAAAUAUGUUCAGUGUGUGGAAUGAAAAAAAUAAUAUAUUUUCGGAAAAGCAUGAUCAGUGUUUGUUUAAAACACAAGGUGUGUUUCUACAGUUUGCAGCGCAGUGGACAGAACACGCCUCACAGCUUACAGGUAGCCGUGAUCAUGUUCAUUCCACCGGCAGCUUUACUUGCUACUGCGGCUCCCCUUGCCUUUUCAUUACCGCCCAUGAAUGAGAAGGUCAUUUCCCCUUUGCAGAGCGCAUACAGUUUUAGUUUAUGCAUUUCCUUAAAAUUAACUGUAGAAUCCAGGACGCAGACAUUAGUAGGCAAUACUAUUUUAGAGUGUCUCAUAGGAGGUGUAUUUAACCUCUUUUAGAAGUCAGUGGAUUGAAUGUCUUUUUUAAAAAAUUUUUAUUCAUUAAGGUGCCUCGUUUUUUCUUGACUUUGUCCAUUAACAUUUAUCCAUUUGCCUUUGCAAUAAUUAGAUUGUGAAAAGCUAACAAGUGUUGUAACAAUAAUCCUUUGUUUGGGGUGCUUGCACUUGUCUUAAAAAUUAAAGUGUUUUGGGGUGUUUUUCCAGA
Molecule: messenger RNA, 10650 nt
Organism: Rattus norvegicus (Norway rat)
Lineage: Eukaryota; Metazoa; Chordata; Mammalia; Rodentia; Muridae
Gene: Srpk2
Product: SRSF protein kinase 2
Biological process (GO): negative regulation of viral genome replication; intracellular signal transduction; positive regulation of viral genome replication
Cellular component (GO): chromosome; cytoplasm; nucleolus
Molecular function (GO): magnesium ion binding; nucleotide binding; ATP binding
Source: RefSeq, a predicted model, not a curated record